AGGUGAAUAUAAGAGGUCCCGCAGCCCCACCUGGCCUUCAUAGCAAACCUAGCAUAGACCCACACACACAUCUACUAGAGCUCACGUCCACUGGUCUGGCUAGCCUUCACCCAAGAACCCGUUGAGGAGAUCUCAUCAAGACGACAACACUUCAGAGGGGGAUUGAACACAUAACCACCUGCACAAAAAAAACAGCUAACUACUAACCAUGAAUCUCGAGGUCCCCAAGUUGGAGAUCAAGUCUGCCACCCGUGUCACCGGGGGCCCUGCCACGCCACGCAAGGGACCCCCUAAAUUCAAGCAGAGACAGACUCGCCAGUUCAAGAGCAAGCCCCCCAAGAAGGGAAUCCAGGGCUUUGGUGAUGAUAUCCCUGGAAUGGAGGGUUUAGGCACUGAUAUCACAGUCAUCUGCCCCUGGGAGGCCUUCAACCACCUGGAGCUUAGCGAGCUGGCCAAGUAUGGUAUCAUCUAAAUCUUUCAGACCUCCACCAUCCAUCCCACAAUCCUCUACUUCCACCUCCAUCUACUUACAACCAAAGAUUGUGGAUACAUGAAGAUAGUUCACUCAAGCAGUUUACUAUUGUAAAAAAUAUUAAAUGUUCCCGUCUGUGUAAGUGGGUGUUCCCUCUCUUUCGUGAGCAUGCUUUCCCGCGUAAGCUCACAGUUCCUCCAUAAUAACUGGCAUGUACACACGAGAAAGGAAACAGCUGGCUCUGGUUUAGUUAUUGUCUCUGAGCUAGAUAGAUGUCUCACUCUGGGGCACCCCCUCCGCAGGGUGGGGGCAAUAACUAGACCAGAAUGUCCCAACCCCAAUCAGCAAAAAAUGAAGGUGGGAUGUGUCGCUUUCUCUACCGUCUCUGUUCAAACCAUCCAUCGGCCCCCAGCCCUCUCACUGUGUUUGACUGAAACUAUCAAAACAUAUACCAAAGUGAAGAACCCCACCCCCCACCCCUCCCCCCAAAAAGGAAA
Molecule: messenger RNA, 969 nt
Organism: Oncorhynchus tshawytscha (Chinook salmon)
Lineage: Eukaryota; Metazoa; Chordata; Actinopteri; Salmoniformes; Salmonidae
Gene: pde6gb
Product: phosphodiesterase 6G, cGMP-specific, rod, gamma, paralog b
Exons: 4
Coding region: 209-472 (87 amino acids)
Biological process (GO): positive regulation of G protein-coupled receptor signaling pathway; positive regulation of epidermal growth factor receptor signaling pathway; visual perception
Cellular component (GO): photoreceptor outer segment membrane
Molecular function (GO): 3',5'-cyclic-nucleotide phosphodiesterase activity; cGMP binding
Source: RefSeq, a predicted model, not a curated record